GGGGGGGGCCCGGGCGGCCGCGCCGCGGCGGCCCCGCUGACCGUGUCCCGCAGGUGCGUACCGGCCCUCCUACGAGGAGAUGCUGCGCUUCUACAGCUACUACAAGCAGGCGACGGCGGGGCGCUGCCAGGGCCCGCGGCCCGGCUUCUGGGACCCCAUCGGCCGCUACAAGUGGGACGCCUGGCACAGCCUGGGCGCGAUGUCCAAGGAGGAGGCGAUGGCCGCGUACGUGGCGGAGAUGAAGAAGGUGGCCCAGAAGGUCAUCGACACCGUGCCCAUGGACGAGAGCACGGAGGAGAUGUUCCGCUACUUCGAGCCGCUCUACGAGGUGAUCCACGACAUGCCCCGGCCCCCCGAGUCCUUCUUCCAGAGGAGAGGGGAGCGCCAGGGGCAGCAGGAUGGCCCCAGCCAGGGUGGCACAGCGGGCAGCCCAGCUCCAGAGAGCCCCGGAGACUCCGGGCCUGGCCCGCAGCAGCACGGGCAGCACGUGCCAGGAGCUGGGCUGGCUCCUGCCCCCGAGGGGAGCCAGGUGACCAGUGACUCUGAGGGGGACACGUUCAGUGACACCCUGGAGCAGAUGGAGCCCGAGAAGGCCGGGCAGGUGCGGGGGCUCACCCCGAAGGGGGCCCAGGCUGGGGCUGAGCCCCCGGAGCCCCCGGGCGCUGGGCAGGGCGAGCGGGGCGAAGGCAGAAGAGCCGAGGGGAGCAGCAGCAGCACAGACCUGCCAGCCCCGGGCUCCGACACAGGUGCCCGGCUGGCCGGGGGGCAGCCCGGGAGCGGCACCGAGGCGGGCCCGGGGCCGGCGGAGCUGGAGGCGCGCGUGGGCAGCUCGGUGCGGGCGCUGCAGGAGGAGCUGCGGCGGGUGCGGGAGCGCCUGAGCCGGCUGGAGGCGCUCGGCGUGUUCCAGGGGGAGGCAGCUGGGACAGAGCCCGGCCCAGCACUCGCUCCACAGGCCGUGUCCCCGUGGCGCCUGAGCGUGUCCCCGCGCACGCUGCUCUUCCUGGCCACCUGGCCCUUCGUCACGCAGUGGCUGCUGCGCCACUGGCCGGGCAGGAGGAGGUGACCCCGAGCACGGCCAGCAGCACCGCCACCUCCUCGCCCAUCCCGCUUCGCACGGAGCCACGCGGGAACCGCCUCACCAGCCACGGUCUGCGGCCCGGGACACCGGGACACCGGGACACGGACACCGGGACACCAGGACACGGACACCGGGACACCGACACCGGCACCCAGGGCCGGCCCCGGCCCCGCGGCCGCCGCCACGCACAGCCGGAGCAGCAGCAGGAGCAGCCCCGGCCCGCCCGGCCUGCGGGGGCUGGGACAGCACCGAGCCUGCCUCAAUUAAAGUCGCCUUUUCGGUUCA
Passer montanus (Eurasian tree sparrow) is the source of this 1363-nucleotide messenger RNA. It is a transcript of the gene ACBD4, whose product is annotated as acyl-CoA binding domain containing 4. The record is from RefSeq and is a predicted model, not a curated record. Gene Ontology annotation, molecular function: fatty-acyl-CoA binding. Bases 80 to 1063 code for a protein of 327 amino acids. Gene Ontology annotation, biological process: fatty acid metabolic process. The transcript is spliced from 9 exons. Lineage: Eukaryota; Metazoa; Chordata; Aves; Passeriformes; Passeridae.